Molecule: messenger RNA, 1608 nt
Organism: Zingiber officinale
Lineage: Eukaryota; Viridiplantae; Streptophyta; Magnoliopsida; Zingiberales; Zingiberaceae
Product: zinc finger CCCH domain-containing protein 17-like
Exons: 11
Coding region: 1-1608 (535 amino acids)
Molecular function (GO): metal ion binding; protein binding
Source: RefSeq, a predicted model, not a curated record
AUGGAAUCGUGUGUUCUCCUUCGCAACAAGAGGGUGGUUCUUCAGAAACCGCCGGUGGCGGUCCCUUGCGUCUUCUGGCGCGCGGGUCGAUGCAACCGUCGACCUUGUCGUUUCCUCCACGCCGAACAGCCCCCAUCUGCUCCGGAGAAAAACACGAAGCGCAAUCUGCAGACCCCGUUGUCAUCUCCGGCAACAAACGCCAAGCGCAAUCUGCAGACCCCGUUGUCAUCUCCGGCAACAAACGCCAAGCGCAAUCUGCAGCCCCCGUUUGCUCCGGCAACAAAGGGCAAGCACAACCUGCAGCCUCCCUCUGCUCCGGUGACAAACGACAAGACCGAUCUCGCAUGGAGGGGAGAGAAUACUGCUUCCUCCGUUGUUUCGCCGCAUGCUUCCUCCGGAGCCAACCUCUCUACUGUUGAGAGACCGAGACCUGUUGAGUCAUUAACCGACGAGAUAGUCAUCGCUGAUGAUAAGAAUAAGAUCGCCGCUGACAGGGACACGGUUCGUAACGAGAGCAAUUGCUCUCUUCUGGCCACGCUCCGGGGGCAUCAACAGGCCAUAUCUGGGAUCGCAUUAGCAUCCGAUACAAACAGAUUGCUCCUAGGAAGCAAAGAUGGAACCAUCAGCGUCUGGGAUUCACUCACCGGACAGCGUGUUCGUGUAAACAUUAUGGGUGCUGAAGUUGGAGCCCUCCUCACUGAGCAACAUUGGAGCUUUAUGGGCGUCUUCGAUUCUUUCCAAGCCUACAAUUCACAUACCAAAACUCAGUAUAUAAUCGAAGAGCUUGGAGGACAAGUUCAUGCUAUAGCUGCUUCGAAUGGAUUCGUUUUUGCUGGUAUCCAGGAUGGCUCCAUUUUGGCUUGGCAAUUCAAUUCAGAAGAAUUAAUUACAGAACAGCCGAUGGCAUCUCUCGAUGGGCAUCUACUUCCAGUAGUGUCACUGCUAGUGCAUGAAGAUAAACUCUAUUCCGGUUCUAUGGAUCACACAAUUAAGGUGUGGGAUCUCACUUCGUUACAAUGCAUACAAACAAUUAAUGGUCAUACAUCAUCAGUGAUGUCGCUGCUUUCAUGGGGACCGUAUAUCCUAUCUUGCUCUCUUGAUAACUCAAUAAAAAUUUGGGCCACUUCCGAAGGAAGUCAACAGUUGCAACUAGUUUAUACACAUCAAGAAAAUAAUGGCGUGAUUUCUCUUUGCGGCAUUAGCGAUGCUAAUGCUAAGUCAGUAUUGAUAUGUGCACGCAGUGACCGUUCCAUUUGUCUCUAUGAUUUGCCAUCAUUCACGCAGAGGGGCCAAAUUCACUUUAGUGAGGAGUUGAAGGUGGUCAAAAGUGACCCUAGUGGUUUAUUCUUUACUGGCGAUGCCACUGGAGAGCUCAGAUUUGCAGCAUCCUCGAUUAAGGCCUCAGGAUGUAAACCUACUGAGUGGAAAAUAUUACAACAGCAAUUCCAUAUGGAAGAUGAUGAUAAUAAUGUCAGUACAAUUAAGACAAUUUGUCAGCUACAUCUGAUAUUUGCCAUAUUGAUCAAGCUCAGUCCAGUUCAAUCUAGCUUGACAAGGCCAUGGAGUACGGGACUUGAUGGGAAUCCAUCGCUGACUUCAAAUUCCUGA